AUUUCUAGAAUCUGAAAAGUGACCAGCCUUAUUUUCUUAAAAAAAAGUUUUCAAAAUGGCAGAAAAUAAUGAUUUGAAUAAUCAAGAAAAUUUGAAUGAGGAUAACGAGGGUCAUGCCACUACAGAAUCAGUUUGUGAAGUUGUAGUUGUGGAUAGAAAUGCUGUCGACUUGGAUUUCAACCAAAGUCGAAUAGCGAAAAUUGAAAAUUUGGAAAACUUACCAAAUAUUGAAACAUUGUGUUUUCGACAGAAUUUGAUUAAGAAGAUAGAGGGACUGUCAACGUUGGAUACUCUAACUGAACUUGAUUUAUAUGAUAAUCAAUUAGAACUUAUUGAAAACUUAGAAAGUUUGGUGAAUUUAGAAACAUUAGACCUUUCUUUCAAUAGGAUUAAAACUAUUCAAGGCAUUGAUGGGCUUACCAAAUUGAAAAAGUUAUACCUCGUGAACAACAGAAUAGAGAAAAUUGAAGGAAUUGGAACAUUGGUUGAUUUGGAGAUGCUUGAACUGGGUGCCAACAAAGUUAGAGAGAUAGAAAAUUUGGAUAACCUCUCAAAGCUUCAUAGUUUAUUUCUUGGUAAAAAUAAAAUAACACAGUUAAAAGGCUUGGAUAAAUUGACGAAUUUAAGAUGCAUUAGUAUCCAAAGUAAUAGAAUCCUGAAACUAGAAGGGCUGAAUAAUUUGAUUCAUUUAGAAGAAUUGUAUAUCAGCCACAAUGGAAUUGAAAAGAUUGAGGGUCUAGAUAAAAACAUUCAAAUCAACACUCUAGAUUUAUCCAACAACAGAAUCAAGAAGAUUGAAAAUAUCUCACAUUUGAUGGAACUGGCUGAAUUCUGGUUUAAUGAUAAUCAGGUGGAAUCAUGGAAUGAGAUUGAUAAUCUACAGGGUUUACCACAUCUAGAAACAGUCUAUAUGGAGAGAAACCCUGUAUGGUAUGGUGAAGAUAAGAAGAUCUCUCCUCAUUAUAGAAGAAAGAUGACUUUAGCUUUACCGAAAUUAAAACAAUUAGAUGCAACUCUACUUAAAUAG
Molecule: messenger RNA, 1027 nt
Organism: Lottia gigantea (owl limpet)
Lineage: Eukaryota; Metazoa; Mollusca; Gastropoda; Lottiidae
Exons: 1
Coding region: 56-1027 (323 amino acids)
Molecular function (GO): protein binding
Source: RefSeq, a predicted model, not a curated record